AUGGCAACCUUUGUGAUGCAGUCCCUGGGGUGCGAAGUUGCUGCCCUAAACACCGUCAAUUUCAGCAAUCACACCGGCUAUGGCCAGAUUACGGGGACGAAGGCGUCUGCCCAGGAAAUCACCGCUCUUUACCAUGGCCUGCGCCAAAGCUACCUCACCGACUUCGACGUGCUCUUGACCGGCUACGCCCCCAGUGCGGCGGCGGUGGAGGCCGUUGGCGCCAUUGGCCGAGAAUUGCAGCAGAAAUCGGCCUCGCGACCGGGGUCGUUCUUCUGGAUUCUCGACCCGGUGAUGGGAGACCAAGGCCGCAUCUACGUCAAUGAAGACGUGGUGCCCGCCUACAAGUCGUUGAUACCACAUGCCGAUCUGAUACUGCCGAAUCAGUUCGAAGCCGAAUUGCUGUCGGGAAUCACCAUCAAAUCCCUGGCCGACCUCGCUGCCGCCAUCGCCGCCAUCCACCGGACGUACCACGUCCCACACGUCAUCGUCACGUCGGUGCAGCUUCCCACCACCACCAGCACCACCACCGACGGAGCCGCCCGCACCGCGCCGCCCAACACCCUAGUCAUCAUCGGCUCCACCGUACGCUCCGACGGGUCGCCGCGGCUGUUCAAGGUCGACGUGCCGUGUCUGGACUGCUUCUUCUCCGGCACCGGCGACAUGUUCGCGGCGCUCAUGGUGGCACGGCUGCGCGAAGCCGUCUUCGCCGACAACGCUCACGCUGACGCCCACGCCGCGCCGAACACCUCGCCCCUACUGCGCGAGACCCCGUCGUGGGUCUCCCCUGACCGCGUCGCACCCGCGGACCUGCCGCUGGCCAAGGCCACCGAGAAGGUGCUGGCUAGCAUGAAUGCCGUUCUGGAGAGGACCAUGGCGGCGCGGGCGCGGGAGCUGGCGGGUCAUGUGGACGGAGAUGGGAGUGAGGGGGAAGGGGAGGGCGUGACGGAAGCGGAGCGGGAGCGGGCGGCGGAGAAACGAGCGCGGCUGCGGAGGACGAAGGCGGCGGAGGUCCGGCUGGUGCGCAAUGUGGAUCUGUUGAAGAAUCCGAAGGUGAAAUUCUUUGCGCAGGAAUGUCGGAUAUAG
Ophidiomyces ophidiicola is the source of this 1083-nucleotide messenger RNA. RefSeq names its product putative pyridoxal kinase (gene BUD16). The transcript is spliced from 4 exons. Gene Ontology annotation, biological process: pyridoxal 5'-phosphate salvage. Gene Ontology annotation, molecular function: pyridoxal kinase activity. The record is from RefSeq and is a predicted model, not a curated record. Gene Ontology annotation, cellular component: cytosol. Lineage: Eukaryota; Fungi; Ascomycota; Eurotiomycetes; Onygenales; Onygenaceae. The coding region runs from base 1 to 1083 and encodes 360 amino acids.